This is a messenger RNA of Daphnia carinata, 3661 nucleotides long. RefSeq names its product ATP-dependent translocase ABCB1-like. The transcript is spliced from 8 exons. The record is from RefSeq and is a predicted model, not a curated record. Bases 342 to 3638 code for a protein of 1098 amino acids. NCBI's taxonomy places the organism in Eukaryota, Metazoa, Arthropoda, Branchiopoda, Diplostraca, Daphniidae. Gene Ontology annotation, molecular function: ATP binding; ABC-type transporter activity; ATP hydrolysis activity. Gene Ontology annotation, biological process: transmembrane transport. Gene Ontology annotation, cellular component: membrane.
CCCGAAAGCCCGAUGAAACGUAAUCUCCUUAUGGAAGAUGUAAUUACAUAUUGCAUCGAAAGUGCCACUGUGGGACUUGCCUCACUCGUUCUACAUGCCGUCUUCGUGGCGUGCCUUAACGUGGCAGCUUAUAAUCAGGGACGCAGAAUGAGAAGUUUACUGUUUGAGGCCGUUCUGUUUCAAGAGAUAGCUUGGCACGACACUCGGCAUCCGCAGGAUUUUGUCUCACAGUCAACAGAUAAUGUCCGAAAAAUCGAAGAGAGUAUAGGCGAAAAAUUAGGAUUAAUUAUAUACUACGCAUCAGCUUUUGCUGCCUGUACUAUUACUGCAUUGUACCAUGGAUGGAAACUAACCAUGGUUAUCUUAUCACCUCUUCCUCUGCUGGUUGCUACAACUUUUUCCUCUCAAAGCAACAAACAAAGUUUAGGCUGCAGGAACUUGAUGCCAGUUCGAGAGCUAUCGCAAAUGCUGAAGAAGUUUUUGAGGGCCUUCGAACAGUUGUGGCAUUUGGAGGGCAACAGAAAGAGCUGCAGCGCUUCCAGCAAGAAAUGCAACCCAUUGAAUUUGCUACCUUCAGGCGCAGCCUCUUAAGCGGCCUGGAAGCUGGAUUGUGGUGGCUCCUAACAUUCGUAUCUUACGCCUUGGCAUUUUGGUACGGAGUGGGCAUGGUCUUGUCCUCUUCGUCCUCCUCCUCCGACAACAUACCGAUUCAGGGAAAACAAAAAUAUUCAGUGGCAACUUUCAACAUAGUUUUUUUUAACGUUCUUUAUGGGGGGACUAAAAUUAGCCAAAUUCUUAGUCUGAUCGAAAUAUUUUCUACUGGAAAAGUGGCAGCUAAUUCGGUGUUCAAAACAAUCGACACCUUAAGAAUCACACAACUUCUUCAAAGGAGGAAGAACCACAAUUCAUUUGAAAAAAUUGAAGGAUUGAUGGAGUUUGAUGGAGUCCAAUUCAGCUACCCCUCAAGACCGAAUGUGCCUGUUUUGAAAGGCAUCUCUUUCAGCAUUCCACCUGGAAAAACAGUAGCUUUAGUUGGACCAUCUGGAUGUGGCAAAACAACAUUGAUACAACUCAUUCAAAGACUGUACGACCCGAUCUACGGUGUGAUUCGUCUGGACGGUAUAUCGCUAAAUCAAUACGAUCCGAUUUGGUUGCGACGUCAUAUAGGCAUCGUUGGUCAAGAGCCUGUUCUCUUUGCAGCCACCAUUAGAGAAAACAUUCUAUUAGGGGGUUGUUUUAAUGGAACUGAACACCGAGAACUAUUGCUGGUAGAGAUGCAACAUGCCGCAAGACAGGCUCUUGUUCAUGAUUUUAUCCAGUCGCUUCCCCUAGGAUACGAAACAGUAAUUGGUGACGGUGGCACUCAGCUAAGUGGCGGCCAGAAACAAUGUAUUGCCAUAGCUCGAGCUCUAAUGAGAGAUCCAAAAAUUCUCCUUUUAGAUGAGCCAACAUCAGCUUUGGAUAAAUUGAGUGAAGUUGCAGUACAGAAAGCUUUGGAUAGCGUUUGUAGAGGAAGAACUUGCUUUAUUAUUGCGCAUCGGAUGGCAACCAUUCGGAAAGCCGACUUAAUCCUCGUUCUACAUGGCGGACUCAUUGCCGAAUGCGGAUCUCACGAAGUCUUAAUGGCUAAAGGAGGAUUGUAUUCUAGCCUUGUUACUAAAUCAAAUUCAGUUGAUGGUCAAACGUGUUCACGAAUUGCUGAACCAUGUCCUGAAAUCAUACCAAUCCAAUCAAACCAUUCGGCUCUUUUCGCUUCGGAAAAUGGACUUCCAAAUUUGACGAACUUGAAUGGCGUAAAAGCUCAGUAUAGAAGGACUAUACCUCAGCGUAUGCUUCAUGGAGAAAUAAAUUCACGGAAGAAGCCUUAUACUUCGUUAACAAAAAUCGUAGGAUCUAAUCGGCAGUUGUUACCAUACGUUGCCUUUGGUGUUUUGGGAUCGAUCACCACGGGACUUUGCCAACCAAUCUUUUGCAUUGUUUUUGGAGAAACACUCAACCUUUUGAGCAUUGGAAUACGCGCACAAACAGAGAUUGAAGAAAUUACAGCCAACUUUCUAUGUGUCUUCUUGGUUCUAGCCGUUGUUGCGGGCACCGCUGGAUUUGUCCAAACAUUCACUUUCUCAUUGACUGGUAGUCGAUUGUUGUUACAACUCCGAAUGUUGAGCUAUCAGUCAAUAUUAAAUCAAGAAAUAAGUUGGUUUGAUCGACCAGAAAAUAACGUAGGUGCUCUCUGCACGCGUUUGAUGAGCGAUCCAUCUAACAUUCAAGCAGUGGUUGGUUUGCGAACAGGUGCAGUCAUCCAAGGUCUAUCAGCGUUGAUCUUCUCGCUAGCUUUAGCUUUCUACUACCAGUGGAAACUAGCGUUAGUUGGGUCCAUAUUCAUCCCUGUGUUGUUAAUAAUCUUUGUGAUAGAUUCGAAACUAGGAGUGACGCAAAACUCGGUAGAAGAAAACAAAAUUAUCGAAGAUUCGAACCGUAUAGCUACGGAAACCAUCUCCAACAUUCGUACAGUGGUGGGCCUUAACAAACAAGAACAUUUUCAUACAAGCUACACAGAAAUAUUAAAUAUGGGACAACAGACUCUUAGAAGAAGAGCAGCAGUUCGUGGCUUGGUAUGCUCGUUGGCCUCAAAUCUCGAUACGCUUGUUUCUAUCUUUUUUAUGUUUUAUGGGGGUUACCUGGUUCAAAACGAAGCCACACCCGUUAAAAAUGUGUUCGCUGUCUCUGAGUCUCUCGUUUAUGGCAUGGAAAACGUUGGAAAAGAUUUGUCGCUCAUGCCGAAUUUUAAAAAAGCGUGUGAUUCGGCCGGCCGUUUUUGCAGUUUAUUGGAUACUGACGUUGAUUCUAGCAACGCUUCUCCUACACACAAAUCAACUGGUGAUGUCCCUGCGGAUUUAUUGGAGCAAAUUAAAUUCGAGAAUAUACGAUUCAGUUAUCCUAUUCGGGCUGAUGUACCAGUUCUAGAUGAAUUCAGUGUCGUUAUUCAGCCGGGGCAAACGGUGGCACUAGUCGGACCCAACGGUUCGGGAAAAUCCACGUGUCUUCAACUACUUCAACGCUUUUAUGACCCCAGUCGAGGAAGUAUUCAUUUCAAUCGAUGUCCUUUGGCAGAUUUCUCAAAAAAAUCUUUACGGUUCCGGCUUGGCCUGGUCUGCCAGGAACCAGUUCUCUUCAACCGGACCAUUGGCGAGAACAUUGCGUACGGGGACAAUACUCGCCAGGCACUCGCUGAGGAACUUAUGGAAUCUGCUCGUCAAGCCAACAUACACCAUUGGAUUGAGUCGCUACCCAACGGUUAUGAGACAAUCGUGGGGCAUCGUGGAGCUCAGUUAAGCGGCGGUCAGAAACAGCGUGUGGCCAUAGCUAGAGCCCUUCUUAGACGACCUCAAAUCCUAAUUUUAGACGAAGCGACGUCUGCUCUGGAUCCAGAAUCUGAACUUUUGGUACAGCAAGCGCUCAAUCAAGCUCAGGUUGGCCGUACUUGCAUUGUUAUUUCCCACAGCUUGCAGUCAAUCAGUAGCGCGGAUCUCAUACUUGUAUUGAACCGGGGAAAAAUUCAAGAACAAGGUAAUCAUCAGCAAUUAAUGGAACUUGGAGGCUUAUAUCAUCAACUGUUCACAUCAGAAAAAAUUGGCUGACAAGUAUAGCGUAAAGAACGGAA